UCCAAUACGGUCGUCUCUUACCUUUACCAAGACGGCCAAAAGAAAGAUGUCGACCGAUAUUUCACCGUACUUGCAAACUCACGUGGAGCCCGUUAAUGGUUAUCCUUCGGACAACAAGAGCUGCGACGGUUCCUCUGGUACGGCCAAAUACGAUGAUCUUGUCCGUAGCUCCGUCCUCUUCUGGGAAAAGCUCAGAGCUUUGCCUGGCUUUUCCAGCAAAACUUUGAAGGUUCCUACAGUGGGAGGAAACACUCUGGAUCUGCAUCGGCUUUUCAUCGAGGUUACUUCUCGAGGUGGAAUUGAAAGGGUGAUUAAGGAUCGAAAAUGGAAAGAAGUGAUCGGUGCAUUCAAUUUUCCGACAACAAUAACAAGUGCAUCAUUUGUCUUAAGGAAGUAUUAUCUCAAGUUUCUUUAUGAAAUGGAACAUGUGUAUUACCUUCAGAAACCAGUUUCUUCAAUCCAAUCAACAGAUGAAGCAAUGAAGAGCCUUGUCAGCGUCUCACCAAACCCCGAGGAAGGCAUUGAUGAACCGCAAAUUGGGUGUCCGGUUCACGGAUUCAUUGAUGGGAAGUUCGAUAAUGGAUAUCUUGUGACGAUGAAAAUGGGUUCUGAAGAGCUGAAAGGAGUGCUUUACCACAUUCCUCAAACACCAAGUCCGUCCCAGCAAACCAUGGAAACACCUUCAGCCAUAGUACCAUCAUCACAACGCAGGCCUAAGAAGAGAUCAAAAUUGGCUGAAGUUGAUUCUCUGAAACCCAAAUGCCACAGGAGUGGCUACAACUUCUUCUUCGCGGAGCAGCACGCUAGGCUUAAGCAUGAGAACCAUGGACUAGAACAAACCAAAUCCAUCACCAGGAAAAUAGGAAACAUGUGGAGAGAUCUUCCCGAAUCUGAGAAACAGGUAACUUAAUCAGGUUUAUCAAGACCAAGGAAGUAAGGAUGUGGAGAGAUACAGAAUUGAGAUGUUGGAAUAUAAAUCUUUACAUGAGUCAGGAGCUGCAGCUUCAGCAGCAGCCACAGCGGCUCAGUAGUGUUUUUCCCUGAUUGUUGUCUUCUCUGUUUGUAACCUUCGUCUUUCUUUCUCUAGAGAAGUUUUUAAUGUUAUGUGUUUGAAUAGUUGCAGAACUUGCCAUGUUUAUGGUUUUAGGGCUAGUGAAGAGGUUACUUGCUGCGGAUUA
This is a messenger RNA of Eutrema salsugineum, 1178 nucleotides long. RefSeq names its product high mobility group B protein 10. The transcript is spliced from 6 exons. The coding region runs from base 47 to 910 and encodes 287 amino acids. Lineage: Eukaryota; Viridiplantae; Streptophyta; Magnoliopsida; Brassicales; Brassicaceae. Gene Ontology annotation, molecular function: DNA binding. The record is from RefSeq and is a predicted model, not a curated record.